AUGCCGGUAGUUUCAAGAUUGUUCGGUAAUGGAUUAUCGAUCCACAAACCACUCCGAAUCUUCCUCAGGCACUGCCACAAGGAAGCCGUCAAUGUGAAGUGGGCCAGACCCGAGAAGGGCUGGACUAAGUUGAACUACGACGGCUCGUGCAAGUGUGAGACGGGAAAAUCGAGCAUUGGGGGCAUUUUCCGUGACCAUAACGCGAGUUUCUUGCUAGGGUAUGCCGAGUCGAUCGGUCAAAGCAGUAGCACACUGGCUGAGCUGGCGGCCCUCGUGAGGGGCCUUGAGAUAGUGUUGGAAAACGGGUGGAGCAACGUGUGGCUCGAGGGCGACUACAAGAGCAUGGCCGACAUAAUCACGAGAAAGAAGGGAGUGAUCAAGUGCGCGCAGGCGAACGCGCACUUGGCGCGCGUGAAAUCGAUGGUGCCGGAGAUCGAGAACUGCGCGUUCACGCACACUUAUAGGGAGGGGAACAGGGCCGCGGAUAAAUUCGCACAGAUGGGUCACAAGCUGACGAAGCCGCAGGUUUGGAGGCACGUUCCCCCGAACGAGGUUUUACGUAUCGUGAACGAGGAUGCGGAGGGAAAGACGUUCUUGCGCUCAAAAUUGAUUGCGCGUGGCUGA
Striga asiatica is the source of this 624-nucleotide messenger RNA. NCBI's taxonomy places the organism in Eukaryota, Viridiplantae, Streptophyta, Magnoliopsida, Lamiales, Orobanchaceae. The record is from the annotation of a GenBank genome assembly.